Messenger RNA from Homalodisca vitripennis (glassy-winged sharpshooter), 3319 nucleotides. Its product is annotated as heparan-alpha-glucosaminide N-acetyltransferase-like. The transcript has 12 exons. Bases 139 to 2043 code for a protein of 634 amino acids. The record is from RefSeq and is a predicted model, not a curated record. Lineage: Eukaryota; Metazoa; Arthropoda; Insecta; Hemiptera; Cicadellidae.
UUAACCUAAAAAUGUAGUUAACAUUUCGUACUUUUCCUUUGGCAAGUAAGUUCUAAAACGAAGUUUGAACUAGUAUUUGUUAUCCGUUCACAGAUUAAAGGGGCUGUUUUAGAUCCGGAGUGUAACAUCGAAUCCAAAAUGAAUACUGAAUUUAUGACCCAGGAGCUGGACAUAUUCUGCUCAACAACAGCGAGGCUGUACUAUGACGAGGCUUGUCUCCAGGUGGAAAACCCUCUCAACGUAACCUUGACUCUUCUCAGACAAACAGCUCUUUGCCACAAGUGCCAACUAAAGUUCUGGACGAAUAUAAACCCCAUGGGAACUUUACACCUUGUAGUGACUGUGAACGCACCGACCAUCAUCUCUUACAGAGACAUCAGUCGCAGUGACCAAUCAUGUGUGAUUACAUAUCAGUUUGGACCUCAAGGAUUGUACCGUUAUGUCCUGGACUUCAGCUGUGACUACGUCCAUGUCUCCAGGCAACCUGAAACCAUUUUCUUUGAUCUUCUGGUUUUUCUCGUCUUAUGUCUAAUAGUCUGCUUCGCCUAUUUUACACUGAGACACUUUGAAGUCUUUCUACGAGCCCAACAUUGGAUGGAGAAGAGGCUCUACGCAGAAAAAUCUAUGGUGCCAUCUGCAGACGUUGAGCUGAAGGAUAAUCAAACUCCUUCAUUUACUCAGGCUGUCUCGGAAGUGGAGAUAUUCAGGAAAACUGUCUUUGAUGAGGAGACCAAUACAGAGAAAACGAUGGAAUUUUCGUCAAGAGGCGUGAAUACAAGUCCAAGCAUUCAGGAAGUUGAAGAUGUGGAACCGAAAUCACUUGAAUUUGUGGAAUUUGAAGCCUUACUAGUGUUUAGAGGGCUGGUGGUGUCACUGUGGAUAUUUUUCAACGUAGAAGCUCAAACUGUACCAUUGCUACAGAAAUCACCAUGGGAUGGUCUAAAAAUGUACGAUCUACGAAUUGGCUGGUUCUACUGGGCGUUGGCAGCCUCCUUCUACCUCCACUACCACUUGAGUCUGAGCCGAGGGGAAAGCCGCAAGAGGGUGUUUCUGCGAGGUGUACUUCUCCGGUCCGCCAUAUACUGUGUAGCUGGACUCUGCUACAACCACACAAACAACACCUCUAUCAAAGGACAAGACUUCCAGCCCCAGUUUCCUCCUAUUAAUAAGCUUAGGAUAUUUGGCAUUCUGCAGAGAGUAGGGCUGGCACAGCUGGUCACUUCAGGAGUGGAAGUCUGCGUCAUGUCUAGGACUAUCAAGCGUGGUCCUCUUCGAGAUUUGAAGGAAUCUUGGCUUCAGUGGCUAGUCUGUGUGGUACUAGUGACUCUACACACCAGUAUUACCUACUUGCUGCCGUUCCCCGACUGCCCCACUGGAUACACUGGCCCAGGAGGUUUUCACGAUAACGCCUCAGCAGUAGAUUGCACUGGUGGUGUCUCCCAGUACAUUGACCGUGCGAUUGUUGGAAAAGACCGGUUACUACCAGUAAGGGUAUUAGAGCAGGCUUAUCCUGUGUAUGAUAUACCGCGCAGGUUUGAUCCUGAUGGGCUACUCGGGACUUUGACCACAUGUUUUCUGUUGGCGUUGGCGAUGCAAGCCUCCCGCAUUUUCAUCCUUUUCCAUCGGCACCUUGACAGAAUCAUGCGGCUGGUGUGUUGGGCUUCUUUACAGCUGUUGGUGGGAGGUGUGCUCUGCGGUUUCCAACAGUAUGAUGGUCCUAUUCCGAUCAACAGGUAUCUGAUGUCUGUCUCUUACGUGUUGGUUGCCAGUGGCCUCGCUUACCUUGUGUUACUUGUACUGUAUCUUCUCACCUCUGUAUGGAGCAUAUGGUCUGGAUUUCCCUUUAUCUACAGUGGCAUCAACAUCCUUGUGGUAUUUUAUGGAAGUCUGGUAUUCCACCACACCUUCCCGUUCGUAUGGCAAAUCCCGCCUGAGAAUUCAGACACCAGCAGAGAGUAUCUGGUGGUAGCUGGCUGGAAUCUCUGCGUCUGGCACUUCGUCUGCUACCAGCUCCUGAAGCAUGCUAUUGUCUGUCCGGUCUGAUUAAACUCAUUUGAAUGUAAAAUACACCUCAUUUUUAUUUAAUCUAACUAAGAAAUAAUUUAUUGCUUCUUUUAUGUUGGCCCUUCCUUGACAGGAAAAGAACACUUGUAAAAGAAACAAACUUAUGGUGACCACGUCAGGCAAACAAACCUAGUAUCUUGAUAACACACACAUUCUGUAACUUGGUUCUAGUUACUAGUAUCAAGAGUCUUUGACUGAGAUGGUGAAAUACAAAGUUUAAUAAAAAAAUAUAACCUAUGAGCUAUAAAAUUUGCAUGCAACCUCAGCGAAGCCAGUUGUGUGGCUCGUAGUAUGGCGUAUUCCUAUCUUUAUCACAGGCAUGUGUUUUUGAAUGGUUUAAGAUGGUAGAGAAGAUGUUGAAAUAAUCCAAGAACGUGUUACCCUUCAACAUCAAAAACAGAUGAAAAUGUUGAAAAAGUCUGUAAUUUGAUUACAUUUGACCAUCAAUUAAGUAUUCUUGCAAUUGUUGAAACUGUAGGAAUUGAUAAAUAACGUGUAUGGUACAUUUUAAUUAACAAUUUUAACAUACAAAAAGUGUGUGCUAAAAUGGUGCCAAAUUCUAAAGUUUGAACAAGCUCACAAAAAUAUUUGUACUAACACUUUGUACGCGAUUGGAAAUGACCCAAAUUGUUUAGAAACGAUAAUAACAUGUAAUGAAACGUGGUUUUUUUUUACUUAUGAUCCGGAAACCAAGUGCCAAUCCAUGCACUGGUAGAGCCCAACUUCACUGAGAACCAAAAACUAUAGAAUGAGCAAGUCAAAAUUUAAAGCAAUGAUAACUCUUUUUUUAUAUCUACGGGAUUGUGUACCUUCACUGAUGUUCAAACAAUUAAUUAAUAUUACUACCUUAAAGUACUUUUCAAACCAUGUCGAAAAGUAGGGAAAAACUCUCCGAAAUGUGGAAAGACAAAUCAUGAAUUCUCUAUAACAAGACAAUGCACCAACCAGCUCAUUUCGCGUUAUCUGUUAAGAGGUUCCCAGCCAAGUAUUGCAUCCUAGCGUUACACCCAUCCAUCCACCUUAUUCAUCAGAUCUUACACCAUGUAAUUCUACUGUUCCAUUAGUUAAAUCUGCAUUAAAAGAGACAAGAUUUGAGACUGUGAAAGCUUUAAAGAAGAAAGUGGCACAUGUCCUGAAGGAGUGACAGAAGAUGGCUUCCAGUACUGUUUCCAACAAUGGAAGAUUCACAUGAAGCGUUGUAGGGAUGUAGAAGGAGUGUAUAUUGAAGAUAACAAUAAGUGAUUAUGUAUAAAAU